Molecule: messenger RNA, 1587 nt
Organism: Arctia plantaginis
Lineage: Eukaryota; Metazoa; Arthropoda; Insecta; Lepidoptera; Erebidae
Source: the annotation of a GenBank genome assembly
AUGCACGGCAGAGUAAAAGUUCGAACAACUGAAGAAGAAAAAGCAAGGAAAGAAAAAGAGCGCCAAGAGAAACUUAAAGUUUUUGAACAUGCAAUGCAAAAGAUCCAACAGAAACGAAAAGAUGCUGAAUAUGAUAAAGAUCUUUUAGAUCUCACAGGGAAAGUAUUGUCGUCUAAUCCUGAUAUUUAUACAUUGUGGAAUAUAAGAAGGGAGAUACUCAAAAUAUUUAAAAAAAAUAAUGAAACAGAAGAGCUACCACAGCAAUAUGAUGCUGAACUUCAUUUGACUGAGUACUGUUUGAAAACUAAUCCCAAAUCAUAUGGUGCCUGGCAUCAAAGGGAAUGGGUGCUGACCACUAGAAAUGAUCCUGACUGGCAAAAAGAACUUUCAUUGUGCAAUAUGUAUCUGAAGCUUGAUGAAAGAAAUUUUCACACAUGGGACUACCGGAGAUUUGUGGUUAGUAAAUGCAAUCCAUCACUAAAAGAUGAAUUUGAUUUCACUACAGAUAAGUUAUAUGACAACUUUUCAAACUAUUCAGCAUGGCAUUACAGAAGCAAGAUAUUAGUGGCACUAUAUCCAGAUUUGGAAGGGGGAAGGCCAAUAGAAGACAUUCAUCACAAGCAGGAACUAAAAAUAGUACAAAGUGCAGCAUUUACUGAUCCUGAUGACACUAGUGCUUGGUUCUAUCAAAGAUGGUUGCUAGGAGCUGUAAAAACUACUACAAAAGUGGUGGUCUAUGUUGUAACUCCAGUGAAGAUAACUAUAGCAUUUAAUAAAUAUGUGGAACACAAAUACGUUGGUUCUAAAAUCAGAAUAUUUUGUAAUAAUAAUUUAGUUAAGGGUGAAUGGUUCUCGUGUACCAAAAACCAAUUUGAUGUUUUGUGGAUACUGAAACAUGAUACUGUGAUUACUGAGAAUGAUGUUAUUAAGAUGGAGUAUGAUAUGGAAGAUGGUAAUAUACAAACUAUUCUGAGUGUGAAACUAAAUACAAAUACUUAUGUAGGUAAAAAUGAAAUCAGUUUUGAAAGAAAGUAUUCCAAACCAGUAGUUGAAGAGUUGACUACACAGCUUUUGGCAUGUAGGCAACUGCUUGCCAUGGAACCAGACAAUAAGUGGACUCUCUUAACUACCACAGUUUUUCUUCACUGCAUUGAUGCUAAACAAAAUCACAAAGAGGUUAUAAAAAAUUUACAUACAUUAAAAACUAUUGAUAAAUUACGAGCCGGAUAUUAUGAUGAUUUACUUACAAAGUGGAGUAUAGAAGAUCAACUUUCUAUGGAUUAUGUUAACGACAGUGAUUGCUUUAAAAUUAUGUUUAAAGACAAGAUAACAAGCUUGCCACACUUACAAUAUUAUAGUUAUUGUGAAACUGUUGAUUUAUCUAAUCAAAAUUUAACAUCAAAUAUAUUACCUUCUUUAAUUAUACUUCAACAUUGCAAGAAAUUAUCAUUAGAAAAUAACAAACUGAAAACUUUAUCCAACUUACCUAACUUGAAUUUAGAAGUUAUAAAUUUGAAAGGAAAUACUGAACUAGCACAAGAAGUGGAAUUAUUUAAAAAAAAGUGCAAUUAUACUGUAAUUUAUUAA